ACUAAACCACUAGUACCGAACAUGAACAUCAUCGUUAUUCAUCAAAAAUAAAAACAACCGAUAUCCGGUUUUCCUUUCUCACAAAUUCUGGUGUUACCUGCUCGAUCUCCUUUCUCCAACCUUCAUUUUGUACGACUCUCUGAUUCUUAAUAAUAAGUUACCGCGAUGGAAGAACUCCCAGACGAUGUUUUAAGCCGCAUACUAAUAUGGCUACCGGCCAAACUGCUUGCUCAAUCAAGGUGUGUUUGUCGACACUGGAAUGCACUUUUAUAUCAACCCUCUUUCAUUUAUUCCCAUCUUAAACAACAAUGCUCAUUAAUCCACAAUAACAAUGGUAACAUUCUUUUGCUCUUUGACAAUCUAUUACGUAGACACAGACCAUGCACCGUACACUCUACUUUUCCUCAUAUUGAACUCACAAAUUUCAUUAAGUUUCCAGUUAAUUUCCCAUCUAAGGAUCGCUUCUUUUCUUCGGUAAUCGGUUCGGCUAAUGGCUUAAUAUACUUUUUUCGUGAAACGGGACCAACUAAUAUCAAUCCCAUGUAUACCAUUUAUAUAUGGAACCCAUCUCUAUCCGCUCUGAUGACUCUCCCACCAUUUACUUUGCCACUUGGCACAGCAAUCUUUUAUCGGUUUUGGUUUGACCCUAAAACCGAUGAUUACAUGAUGGUUAAGCUGACGUGCUCCCCCGAUGAAACCUACACCACCGUCUUUCCAGAAGUAGUUGAGGUGUAUAGCAUGAGAAGAGGUUCAUGGCAAUUAACUGCUGAAAGGUUUCCAUCUCAACUUUUUAUACCCAAGCAUCUUGGAGACCAAGCUCUUUUAGAUGGUCAUCAUGGAAAGGUUCAUUGGCUUGGUUAUGUUCCUCCGAGCAGGUUAAACAUGAUAUUGGCAUUUGAUUUGGGGGUCCAGACUUUUAGUGAGAUCUCUCUUCCAGAUUCUGUAUGUUAUUUUGAUGAAAAUCGCAAUCUGGCUCUUGCUUUUAUAGAUGGAAAGCUUUGUGUGAUGACAAGCGUUCGAGGCAGUGACCAGUGUGAGGUUUGGGUUAUGGAUGAGUACUACGCAUGGGUCAAACGCCACAUGUUUUCACAAUUAAGUUUAGAUAAUGAUAUAACCCCAGUUGGAUUAACUUUGAACGGUGAGUUUCUUUUUAGGACUGAUUGACAUUUACGCUUGUACGAUCCGGUCACAACCAAGGUUAAGUACUUUGAAUCACAUAUUGCUUCAUAUGGCCGCAGUACUGACAUUGUUCAUUAUGUCGAUAGUCUUGUCUGGAAAGCGUCUACUGCGAAAGUUAAAAAAGCGGGGAGGCACUAGGAAUAAGUUCCAUUGCCCUAAAGUUAAUAUUGAGUUUUGGUCGAUGGUGCCACAAGAUGUGCCGUCGACUCGGCCGUUAGUUGUUAAGGCAAAGAUGACUUCGAAAACUAUUGAUCGAAUAUGGAAUUUUCUAUCACGAAGAAAACUUGGCUAAGGAAGCCACUGUCAGGAACCAGGUUAAAUCCUUAUUUUUCAUAUGAAUAGAAAAUUAGCUGAUGGUGCGGUUGUCUUCAAUGCUUAGGUUUAAUUUUUUUGGUUUAUGAUUAUUUUUACAGUUUGUAUCCGAGUACUACUAUGUUUUAUAGAAUUUUAACUCGGCAUUAUAACGAAGUUUUGUUUUAAAAAAAUUAUAUUUGUGCUCGAUCUAUGGUUGUGGGAUUUUCUUUGUUUUCAUUGUUUUGGAUUAUUAAAAGCUGAUUCUAUUUUAUAUUUUUAGUUUUUACACAUGGAUGGUUCAUAUCUGUGACGGUUCAACAGUAGUCGUGAAAUAAGCUUUGAGGAAAAAAAGAAAGAAGCAGGGUCAUGUGAGUGUUGGACACGGACGUAUCGGAAAGCAUCGAAAGCAUCCUGGAGGUCGUGGUGAAUGGUGAUGCCGGAGGUAUGCACCACCGCAGGAUCUUAAUCGACAAGUACCAUCCAGGUUACUUCGGUAAAGCUGGUAUAAGGUAUUUCGAUAUGCUAAGGAAUAAGUUCCAUUCGCCACUUGUCAGUGUUGAUAAGCUAAGGAAUGAGUUCCAUUGCCCUAGAGUUAAUAUUAAGAUUUGGUCGAUGGUGCCACAAGUUUUUCUGUUACUUGACUUUUGGUUGUUAAGGCAAAGUUGAAUUCGAAAACCACUGGGUAGAAAUUUAGCUGAUGGUGCAGUUGUCUUCAUUGCCUUUGACUUUAUUCUCUGGUUUAUGUUUAUUUUUACUGUUUGUUGGCACAAUAGUAUUAUGUUUUAUAGAAUUUGAAAUUGCAUUAUAUAAUUUUUUUUGAAAAA
Molecule: messenger RNA, 2297 nt
Organism: Erigeron canadensis
Lineage: Eukaryota; Viridiplantae; Streptophyta; Magnoliopsida; Asterales; Asteraceae
Product: F-box protein CPR1-like
Exons: 2
Coding region: 166-1164 (332 amino acids)
Molecular function (GO): protein binding
Source: RefSeq, a predicted model, not a curated record